AACAAUGACGUCCGUAAAGUUGCCAACAAGGAUAACAAGCACGCUGCCCUAUGACAACUCUGAUGGCAGGCCUGAUGAGUGCUCUAACUGUUUUCCAAUGGACUUUACCUCAAUGAUAUCUCCAGAUCGACUUUGUGACGGCGGCAGAGUGAACUUGUUAAUAGUUGUUUUAUCAUCUGUUACUAACAGGUUGGCCCGGGAAUCAAUCCGCUCCACAUGGGGGUCACUUUGUAACUCAAUGAAUUCUAUCAUUCGCCUCGCCUUCGUCAUCGGAAACAAUUUGAACAAAAAUGACAAUUUCUUACUGUUGGAAGAGAGUGGAAAAUUCAAUGAUAUUAUUCAAGCAGAUUUUCGCGACACCUAUGCAAAUCUUACAUAUAAAACAAUGACAGGAUUAAAAUGGAGCCAUACGCAUUGCUCAAAUGCAAAAUAUGUUAUGAAAACUGACGACGAUAUGUUUAUUAAUACCGAGGUGUUGCCUAUUUUGUUACAAGCUGCUCCGAAAAGAAAUUUCAUGGGCGGUUUUUGUUGGGGACCAAGUUCCCCACAUAGACAGACUUCAUCUAAGUGGUACGUGUCUAUAACACAGUAUAGGAAACCUUUGUUCCCAGCCAUGUGCAGCGGCACAGGGUACCUGUUGUCAACUGAUGUCGUUGGCAAUAUUGUUAAAGUGGCCAGGAAUAUACCAUUCUUUUAUUUAGAGGAUGUUUAUGUCGCGAUUUGUGUUAACAAAUUUGGCGUAUCGCCGGUCAAUCUAGCAGGCUUCUCAAACAUGUUUGUAAAUUCUUCGCCAUGUGUGUACAGAAAUUCCGUUAUAACAUCACAUCAAUUACCGCCAGAGACGUUGACGCGAUAUUGGGAAGAAUCAAGAACUUGUCCUCUAUCGCCGUUGAGUCCGACGCAGGUUUUCCAUAGUCGUGUAGUUUGAUAAUCGACAUAUAUUUAAACAGAAUUUAUUGACAGAUAAGAAUGUCACGGUACCGAGACUUGUUAUAUGACGUAUAGGCGUUCCUGGUACUUUUCUUUUAAUAAAGAAAUCGUGCAAAAAAACGUUUACAAAAAUGCUAAACUUGCUUUUCUCCUCAAAGGCGUCGGGCUCAGGUUUACAUUGUUUUAUGUGAAUGGAAUGCAAGAGUGAAUUCCACUUUGACAGAGCAGAAUAUCACGGUACCGGUCUUAUAUGUGACCGGUGAUGUAUGCGUGAUCAUGUCAGCUCACUCGGUUAACCCAUUUAUGCCUAGUGGACUCUCCCAUCCUUCUAAAUUGGAUCAAUUUAUUUCUAAAGUUAGGAAUGUCUAGUAUAUUUAUUUCUAUAUUUUUAAUAUUUCUCACAGAAGUUCCUUUAAGCAAACAGCGCAGACCCAGACGCUGGGCAUAAAUGGGUACAGCACACGCCUUCAUUGCGACAGGGCCUGGUUUCUUGUUUCGGAGCGGCUGAACACUUGCCACCGCCCGGCGAUACUAUGGUUUGUUUACCAAGUAUUAUUGUGCUCGAAAUUAUACUUUCGUCAAAUACUAAACUCAGAAAAUGGAAUGGUAUUUUUAAGCCAUUAGAUGAUAACAAUGACGUAUUUAAAAACGGUCAAGAAAAAACGGAUUAAAAAAAAUAAUAUUUUUUUACAGUCCAAGGUCGUUUUAUAGUGCCUUAAACAUUAUUUGCUGUAUGUUGUUUGUAUUUUACAUUUUAAAGAUUCUUGAUAUUUCAGUUGUUGUUUUUGUUUUUAUUUGUAAAAACAUCAUGAAAAGAUAUUGUGUCGAUUAGAAUGGUUAUCAAUUCAUAUAAUAACCAUUUUGAUAAUCAAGUAAAACAAUUAUUCGUUUUGCAUAUUAAUCGGGGCAUUUAAAAGAUAGUCUCCACUUUAAGAAUUAUCUAACAACGUAUUGUAAA
Molecule: messenger RNA, 1888 nt
Organism: Dreissena polymorpha
Lineage: Eukaryota; Metazoa; Mollusca; Bivalvia; Myida; Dreissenidae
Product: beta-1,3-galactosyltransferase 1-like
Exons: 1
Coding region: 5-928 (307 amino acids)
Cellular component (GO): membrane
Molecular function (GO): hexosyltransferase activity
Source: RefSeq, a predicted model, not a curated record